Molecule: messenger RNA, 793 nt
Organism: Amborella trichopoda
Lineage: Eukaryota; Viridiplantae; Streptophyta; Magnoliopsida; Amborellales; Amborellaceae
Gene: DAN1
Product: Alba DNA/RNA-binding protein
Cellular component (GO): nucleus
Molecular function (GO): RNA binding
Source: RefSeq, a predicted model, not a curated record
GUCCUAUCACUUUUUUUCCCGCCCUCACUCCACAGACCAUAACCCUAACGCUAAAGAUUUCGUCUUCUCUGCUGUUGUUCCUUGGGAGAAAUGGCGGGUGGUGGUGCAGUUCCUGCUUCAGCUGCAAAGCGUGAGUCCAAUUGCGACAACCGAAGGAACCAGAUUACGGUUGCCCGCAACAAGCCCAUCUUAUUCUAUGUCGACGUGGCUAAGAGGCGCUUGAAACACAAUGAUGAAGUUGUUAUCUCUGGCCUUGGAACUGCUAUUACUUCAGUUGUGAUGAUUUCCGAGAUUCUGACAAACAAUGGCUUUGCAUUUCAGAAGAAAAUCUUGACAUCACGUAUUAGCAUGAUAGAUGGAAACACGGGCCGUGUUAUUCAGAAAGCCAGAAUGGAGGUGGUGUUGGGCAAGACUGAGAAUUUCAAUCAAGUGCUCGGUCAGGGUUCUGCUUCCCCAGAGUCACCGGAGGCCUAUGAAAAUGAAUGAAUUGGAUGCGGAUGGAUGGGUUUCAUGAUUGGUGUUGUGGGCACACAUGGAUUCAGUGCUUUCGAUGAUCAGAGUUGGAGAGGGAUCAGUCUUUAGUUGAGCAUUCUUGUUAGAUGGUCACUCUGAUUUGGGGGCUUUGUUUUGUCUUCUUUUCACUAAUAUUGACUGAAGUCAGAGAGCUGAGAUGAGGCUUCGCAUUGAGUUGAGGAUUUGACUGAAUACCUGUUGCUUUUACAGUUGGGAAAUGCAAGUGUAAAAAUUCGUCGGCCAUCUCUCUCUCACACACAUUCUGUUUUAAAUAAGCGAA